AUGCCCAAGACGAAAGAAGGCAAACAUAGAUCUUUCACCUGUGGUCUAUCCAAAAGGAAAUCCCGCGCAAAAGAAGAAAAGACUACAAAGGUUGAACAAACUUCGAAAGUUAAAAGAACGAAGAAUCCGAAAGUCAAGGGAAACGUUAGUGUAAGUACUUUUUUAGCUGUACCUAGUCGCUUGCACAAUUAUGUCAUCAGUUAGAUUGAAAUUAAGACCCAUUCUGUAGACCCAGAAGAAUAUUUUAUAUAAAGGAGAUUUUAACAUGUGCAAGGAGCAAUUUCAUGUGAAAGAAUGAAUAUCCCUCAAAAUCACCGAGCCGUUUUUGUAGAAAUUUAAUGGAACGCAAACGGUAAAUUUGCAAAAGAGUACUAUUGAGGUUAGAAGUCCUAUUUUUAGUAUGCUUAAAAAGUAGCCGAAAAAACCUCGAUGUUUUUUUAAGAAAGACCGAUUCAUACAAACGGUAAAUUUCACUGAUUAUCUAUUCUUGGCCAAAUUGGUGUCGUUUGCAUUUUUAAAACAUUUUAAAGACUCACAACGGCGUAAAGGAUCUCAAUAAGUCGUAGGAAAGUUUGUUACACCCUAAAACGUUAUCAUUAGUUAAUUCCUCCAAACAUUUAAAUGUCACUGCGUUAGAUUCCUGCUAAACAGAGGGAUAUGGGGAUAUUCUUCCUUCGGUUGCAAACAGACCAAAUUGUAAAUAUUCUGUCUCUCUGGCAACAUAGAGGCAUUCAUUUUUUCCAAAGAACAACCGUUAAAAUAGCUGUGUUAUUGUUCAGAAAAUAAGCGGAUACCUCUGCAUGCGGGAAACGUAAUUGAUACUUGAAGAAAAAUUUGAGACAGUGUUUAAUGCUGGUGCUUUUAUAUGACUUAUUUCAUAGUUUGAAAAGAAUGGCCAAGUCGAGAUGUGGGAUGGAGUUGUCAAGAACAGCCUCUGCGGGACAAAGAUAGUCAUCAAAGCAGUGAUAUGUAAUUCAGAUUCCCGGAAGAUCUACGCCUACGAACCCAGUGAUUUUACACCAUCCAUAGAGCAAUGCCAAAGAGUUAUGGAACUGAUGGAGGUAAGUCUGCAAGGUCUGCUUUGUGGUACGACGGAAAUUAAAAUGAGUCCACUUUGAGCAUAGCAAUAAGACACAAAGUUAUAGAGUUGUCUGACAAGGAUUACCUUAACGUUUCCUAAGUAGGUAGUUAACCCCACUAAUCCGGGUGUUGUACCGAACUGUGACAGGCACAUAUAACUUGAAAAUUAUCAAACAUUCUUGAAGGCUACUUAAAAAUGAUAUCGAGCAAAUCCAGUCAUGUCACGUCAGAGUGUUUGUAGUCAUCGGAGUCUCCAUUACCCGUCCCCUUGUUCAUACUGCUCAAAUUGCUCGAUAUGUUAAAAUGCACACUCUUUUCCGGCGGAAAUAGUCUUUUAUUUCGGCGAAUAUAACCCCGUCCUUUAAACUGUGCCUCAUGAAAUUACAAUUUCUCUUGUUUCUGCACAAUAAUUUACCAAUCUUUGUGAUAUACAGUAGGUGGGCUAACUCACGAAAUGUCAGCCGAAAUUCCGUAAUGCGUUUUCGUUUCUAAAAGACUAAUCAAGUAGGAUUGUAAAACUGAUCAGCCUGCAACGUAAUUCUAUAAUAAUUCAGUUACCUCAGGAUGCCGGCUUUCGAACGAACUUCUUUCCGGCUGCAUACAAAAAAACUACACCCUAAAAAUUAUUGCUUAUGUAGCAUGCAUUUUUCUCAUCGAUUGUCGAUGUCCCUAAAUGUCCAAUUAUAUUUCAUGGAAGACCUGAAUAAAAAUAUUCAUUCUUCCGCUCCUUCGGUAGAACAUUACGUCUUAUUCCAAUUUUGAUACUCGAAGGAGGGGUAUCAAUCGGUUUUUAAAAGCUUUUCCAAUUCCCGAAUAACUUUGAACCCAAACAGCCGUUAGACUUGCAUUCAGGGCUUCCAAACUCCAAGUCGUAUAUUUUCCGCGCAUGAAAAACCAUACAUUUCUCUGCAGUAUUAGGAGGAAAUCAUAUGGGGUUCGUAGAAUUUACCAGCGGAGUUGAGCCGUAUUGUUAACUUAACAAGCCAUAUCGGUUAAUGCAGAGACAUGACUUUUAUGAUCUGCCGUUUCACGAUAUUAAAGAAUCUCACAAUAAGGAACUUUUUAAAAACCGAAUUAUGUCCCUCCUUCGAGUAUAAAAUUGGAAGAAGACGUAAUUUUCUACCGAAUGAGCAAAAGGAUGAAUAUUUUUAUGCCUUUUUUCCAUGAAAUCUAAUUGGAUUUUUAAGGGUAUCGAAAAUAAAUGAGAAAAAUGCACGCUACAUAAGCAGUCAUUUUCUACGGAGUAUAGUUUUUGCAUGCAGCCGGAAAGACGUUCGUUCGAAAGCCGGCAUCCUGAGAUAACUUAAUUAUUAUACAAUUACGUUGCAAGCUGAUCAGUUUUAUAACCCUACUUAAUUGUUUUUUUUCGAAACGAAAACGCAUUUCGGAAUUUCGGUUGACAUUUCCUGAGUAAGCCCACCUACUGUAUAUCACACUUCUCUCGUUCAGACGCUAAGUCCGCCUGCUGUUUGAUAAUUUGAACUAAAGUUUCGUAUUUACUCACUAUUUUUCAAAGCUCUUGACCUUUCAUUGAGUUGCCACAGUGCUGUCCAAUGAAUCAAGAUGUACUUGAUGCUGGUGAGCAUGUACUUUAGAUUUUAUGGUGAAAUGGUCUUUAGACCACGACCGUCAUCAUAUGUAGGUGUACAUAUGCUGGCAAAUUUGAAAAAAUCGAAUUACUUCUCAUGUCAGCCGGCGGACAGAUUGAUCCGUUGAGAAACCCUUUCUUAGAAAAAAGUGCAUCUGAAGACCACAUGCAAUAAGAAAUAUAUAAUAUCAAAAAUUCAGCCAGUAAAAGUAUGAUUUCCUCAUAAUCUUUACAGCUUGAGUUUUCUUUCCUGGUGGGAAUAAGAGGCUGGUGUGUUGACCUGAAUAGAUACACGGAAAAAAGGCAACUAUAUUUUUUAUUACUUGUUUGUUUCACAGUAUUGUUGUAACCAGCACGAGAGUACAAUCCAUGUUGUUCGUUUAUCUGCAAAACAGAGUGCUUUAUGCGGGACCGUCUAGUAAAUAAAUAACAAACAAUUUCAAUUCUUAAGCGCCUAACGUUUUUAAAGUGUAGUUGGUUAUGUGAAAGUAGAUUGGUUUUGGUCAGUAUUCAAGAAAUCACGUACUUAUGAAGCAUAAGAAAUAGACUAAAGAGGCGGAAAACAGAAACCAAACAUAAUUAAUAUCUGCAUUAUCAGUUAGCACUUUUACUCUUCAACCUGCUAAGAUUGUGGGCUAAGGUUUUGUAAUCUAGCAAACAGCUGCAAAGGAUGGCUUCUGUAAGGUGGUAGAAGGCGUUUUCUGCAAAAUGGCCAUAAAGCCAGCGAAGGUUUUACAAAAACCUUAAUUUACAGUUACUUACUGACGUCCCCACUUCGCCCGAAACGAAUACACAAGGUUCUUAAUGAGCUGUUUUGGUCUACUUUCAUUAUGAACCCCAGUGAGAGGUGGGAAAUGUUAGGCAACUAUCUUAUUGGAAAUUUGUCAUCUUUCCAUUUAUUCGUUACGCGAUCGAACAUUGGAAUGCGUUGAAGUCAAGUGCAUGCCUCUGUCCGGGUUUGCUGACAGGGAAACGCCGAGAGCACAUCCGCUACGAAAUAUUAUCGACGAUUGGCUAGUUUUCGCUUAUUCGCAUUAACCAGCCACUCAGCAAGCGACCUUGAGGGCCUCCGAUUAAAACAUGGGUCUGUUUGGUCACUCAUGAAGAAGGACACAUGAUCGCUGGAACAAGAGCUUUAUUAGCCUGACGUUUCGGAUUCCUGCUCCAACCCAUCAUCAGAGACAAAAGCAAAUGCGGGCGGUUCAUGCACAAGGGACUGCAGUAUUUAUAGGAUGCGGUCGUCAUGCUACCACAUACCUAUGAACAUUCACGGCUUCCCCCUUCAUCCGGGAUCGUCGCACUUGGUGUGCUAAUUGUUUGAUGGCCGACAUUUGCGUCGUUAAUUGCUGCAAUUUCAUCACGUGCGUUGGAUGUUGGCGUGAUAAUUGCUCGACCAUCUGACCUACCGACCCUGGGGGUGGGAAAAGUGUUCACCUGCGCGCUCUCCGCGUGGCUAAUUACUCCGCCUAGGCGAAGUCUCAGCACUGAGUAUGGAAGGAGAAGCUCAUUGCACUUGUUAAUGGACUGGGGGCCAGUGAACCAUGACUAAAGCAGCUCCCGGCUCACCGGUUGUCAUCUCCUGCGAGAAUUUCGGCCUCGUCAAAUUUGAAUGUGUGGCCGGAUCUCGUCGAAUGAGCCGUAACUUGAGAGCUGGCGUCAUUUCUCCACACCGAUGUAGCGUGUUCGGCCAUUCGCAGUUGCAGUUGCAGACAAAGCAAGUACGUCGGAGAGACCGGAAGACAGCUCCGAACGCGUUUAUCAACAGCUUAAAGAUAAGACAUUUUUAGAAGCACUUAUCUAAAUAGUAAGUGCCAGAGCGUUCUUUUUGUGCCGAUGGCGUUUAGGAUCACGUACAUAGACUCAUCUGAAUACGAAAACAAAUUAAUGGGAAAACGAAUGUUCACAAAGAAGACCUGUGAUGAAUACGCAUUCAAUCAGUUGAGAGAAUUUCACUCAUGAGUUACUUAUUUCAAAAGUGCCUUGAUGGGGUAUUUUGUGGUGCUUGAAAUGCACUAAACUGAUACUGUGGAUUUUCGUUAUUAGGUUUCACGAUUUACGUCACCAAAUGUGUUCUGCCCUUCAUUCGUUCAUAUGACCUAGAAUUUACCAGAUUACCCACAGAGACUCUGUCACCGCUCUUCGAAUUUUCGUGUGACCUUGUUUCGUUUAAUCUAAGUAUGGGUCAAAGGGACAAAUUAUUUUAAACAACCUACUUUAGGAGCUCUUAACCAGCUGUUAUCCGAAAAUGCAUCUGAGGUAUGAGUUUGCAGCGGAACUAAUCACGUAUAUGCGUGUGUUUUAACUGAAUACCACGUUGUCUGAUUUACAGGCUCACAAACAGAGGCGUGAUGUCUCGAAUGAACUGUUUACAGUGGCGGAAGACAACUUUGAGGUGGUUACCUUCAGUGAGCACGGGUUUCUGAUUGCAAAAACUUCGCGACCCAAGAGCCAGGGCGGUAAGGAGACGAAGUCGGACGGCGAGGGACAACCGACGCGAAACCUCGUCGGUUUCAAGACUGAUCACAUAGUCAUGCUGGGCGUUUGCGCACAGAACCAGCUGGACGCCGCACUCGGAUUAUUCAAAGACAUGCACGAAUACGUUCUGAGUCUGUAA
Spirometra erinaceieuropaei is the source of this 5282-nucleotide messenger RNA. NCBI's taxonomy places the organism in Eukaryota, Metazoa, Platyhelminthes, Cestoda, Diphyllobothriidea, Diphyllobothriidae. The record is from the annotation of a GenBank genome assembly.